ACAUACCCCAGACAUCCUCAAGUCAACUCACUUUAAUUUAGAUUUCAAGGUGAAGGAAAUCUCACAAAUACAUCCUGCUUGGAAAUUACAACAACAACAGCACUGCUCAUCGAGACAUCACGACUCUCAAAUGUCAAAACUACAUCAGUCACUACUGUGCAUAAUACUUUCCUAAUACAUCUUGUGCUCUUCCAUAUUUUUCAGGUUCUUAAUGCUACAGUAAGAGACAAAGAACGGACAUGUAGAUGCUGAGCUUCACUUGAAAGCAUUUUUAGAAUUAAGCCUGCUACAAGUGGUAUUAGAUGAUCAUGCCAUGGCAAUCUCGGAGAGGACGGGUCAUAUUGCCGUGUGUGUGGACAAGUAUAUGCUGGUCUGGGGAGGCUACCAGGAAGGUGAUGACCACCCAGGGUUAGACCACUACCUACCCCCAGAGGAAUUGUGGGUCUACAGAACAGAUACAAAAGCAUGGCAGUGUGUAACGGUAUCAGGGACACAGCUUCCCCAUCAUCAAGAGGCACUUCCUUUGGGCACCUCUGGGGCUACUGCCAAUUUCCUCAAUGGCUAUGUAUAUGUGUUUGGGGGACAUAAUGUGUAUGGGAACACAAAUUGUCUACUGAGACUGGAGCUGGAGUGUUGUGGGUGGGAAGUGUUGAUGGGAGACCCAGAGGCUCUACAGCCCAGCCCCCGUGACAAACUUGCCUCCUGGGUUACCAGGACAAGGUUUUCCCUCGUGGAUGGAACAACCAAACUGCUGAUUUUUGACACGGUGACAAAUACGUGGAGUAAUCCAAAAUGUAAGGGUGUCGUACCUGUUGCCAGAGCUGCACACGCUGCUGCCCGUGUGGACAAUCGAGUGUUUGUAUUUGGAGGGCGUAACCUGGAGCAGAGGUUAGGGGACCUGUAUGAACUUAACCUGAGCACCCUCACCUGGAGUAAGGAGUUACAACCUAUUGGAAACAGACCGUGUGGACGAUCGUGGCACACUUUAACAAAAAUCUCAGGCCCUAGACUAUUUCUCUACGGGGGCUACACUCAAGACAAAAAACCCUUAGGGGAUGCCUGGCUGUUUGAUGUGAACCUGGUACAGUGGACAAAACUGAGGAGAUCCAUGGAGCAUCCUCGGUUGUGGCACACAUGCUGUGUGACACCAGAUGAGGAUAUCCUCGUGUUUGGAGGAUGUUCUACUGAUAUCCUCAGCUUAUUGUCAGAUAUUAGACACUGUAAUGAUAUCCUGGAAUUCCGGCUGUCCCCUAAGUCACUGCUAAGGUUAUGUUUGGAUGCAGCAUUUACCCACAGAGCUGUGUGUAAUGAGGGUUGGGAGGUUUUACCACAGCACUUACAAGCCAUUCUCCAGGCCCGGCUUGAAGCUUGGGAGCAGCAGAGAGAGCCUGCCAAUACACUACAACCCACUGGUGACCAUUCAAACAAAGGACAGACAUGUGCUGUAUCCUAACAAACUACUCUACUCUCAUUGGAUGGUUAUGGCAGAACUCUAAAUCUAGACAAGAUAAGGCUUUCGUUAAGGAUACUAGAAUUUAAUUCAGAAAUGCUAAAAAUGUCAAAAUUAUGAGUGUCUCAUCCCUUAAUUCCUUGAAUUGCAUUAAUUAUCUGAAAAUGAUACCAUUUUGGAAAAAACAAGUUAGAUUUUUCCUUAUUUUCACCAAAGCAAAAGUUGUAUAAAUUUUGAAAGCUUUUUGAAAUCAGCUGUCUGUUUGACUGUUCAGUCAGUAUUUUGGGCUACACAAGGCAAAAUGCAGAAUUUUACUUCAGUGGAGUUCUAGUAUCCUUGAACAUGAACCUUGGUGACAGUUUUUCCACGAACCCCCACCGGUGCCAUCAGGUACCAUCAGGUCUGAUUCCACAAAGUGAGUUUUAGCCUAAGUCAAAAGUUAAACUGUUCAAGGUCAAAUUUCAACCUUAUCUUUGUACUGUUUAAGUUUAAACUGGGAACAUUUGGCAAGAAUUAUCUAAAGACGUAUCAAAAUUUUAACUCCUUCAGCCAUAAAUUUUGUACUACUUAUGGUUUUUAAAUUUUGACUUACAGUAAAUCAAAAUUGGCUUUGUGGAAGUGACCGUGAGCCCGAUUCCUUAUACUUUUAUCUUUUCCCGUCCAAGUGAUUGAGGAGUAGAUGGUCAUUAUUGAUUUGAUGGCUUUAGAGACUGAUAAUGACAUAGAAAAGUCAUGUCAUGAAGGUACAUGAAGAUAUUUAAUAUCACACGUAAAGAUAUUGGUAUACAAGUACAUUAUUUUAAUUUUUCCACAGUGUUCUUAGCAAGGCUUAUUUUGAGGCUUUCAUUUUGUCUUUUACUGUAAACUCAUACUUUUUGUUGCACAUCUGUACGUCACACCCAGGUAUUUACUAAUUUACUUCUUUCUUUGCCGUAUACAGAAAUCUCAUUGCUUCUAAUCCACUAGCAUAAUGCCUGCAGACGAAUAUAAUUUUGGUCAUCUGGAUUGAAAAACGCUCAGUAUUAUUUCCUUUCAUUGAUGUGAUGGAAGCUGUACUGUUUUUUCAUUCUGUUUGCUUUUGUACUGUUUUGACCAUAAUGUGAUAAACAUUGCACCGCCCUGCAAUGCUGCAUGAUUCCCCCAGUUCAGAUCUCUUUGGUGGGUCAGCAGUCUACAGCUCCGUUCAUAGCUGGGCAUCCUCUCAACUGCUGUGGUGACUGACCAUCUGUUAGGGUACAGUGUCUUUCAGCACUUUUUGUCUGUGUUAUUGACUUGAGUGAUACCUUGUGACAGAUAUCUCAAACUGAUUCAAUGUCGAAAAAAUUGAUGAGAACGUGUACUUGAAUGAGAUGGGAUGUAUUUGUACAGUACAUAAGUGUAAGCUUUCUGUUCUAGAGGUUAUUCUAGAGGUCAUUGCAUAUCUGUUAUAUCUCAUGUUCCAGUUGUUCCAAAAUGUUGAUGAAAACCAACAAAUGGCAGCACCUCAGCAAAGGUAUAAGUUUGUUGUAACAAGCUGGGCAGCAUACUUUUGUAUAAGGUUCUCCGGUGUCUAUGUACAGUUUUGGAUUGUUAUGUCAUCAAUCAUUUUGGCUAGAUUGUUACGGGUGGAGGAAACCAGGGUGGCUGGAGUAAAUCACCAUACUUAGGCAAGUUCUACUUACCUUGACAUGAACCACAGCUGUAUGUAGCUAUGUCAGUGUGUCAUAUACAUGGGAAUAUGCGUCUGCUUGAGAAAAUAUUUUCUCAUGGCCUGUACGCAUUUGAUGUAACUGACUGUUCUUUAAGGGUUUCCCUGUUUCCUCUCACCAUAAUGCUGGGUGCCAUUUUAUGAGUGAAAUAUCUUUAUGUAUGGCGUAAAACACCAAUCAAAUAAAUAAAUAAAUAAAACAUAGACUUGAUGUAACUGGUUGUUGGUUAAAACUACUUUGGUUACAAUGAUUAAAUUUUCCCCGUGACAUUGUCAUAUUGAUGGAAGGCAAGAGGUCUCGAGCUUCAUAUAAGGCCACACGAAAGGUUAUGUGGACUGGUUCCUACUACGAAGGCCCCAAAAGGAAUGGGAAUAAGAGAAUCUUGAAAAUUCCUUGUCCCUGUAUGGUAAAUAUAUUAAACACAGAUCUCAUGUGAUGUAAUGGUUAUCAGGUUAUCGAGAAUUUUUAGCUUGCCUGUUCAACAUACAGCGAUCAUGUCAAAAGCAUACUUUUACUGAUGAUCAGCAUGGCAAGUCAUUGUUAACAUCAAACUUCAAAGGAAAGAAAAUCAAAGGAUCUGUGACUGUAGGAUACAGAGUAUCACACAGAACAUAAUUUCAAUUCAUAAUGCACUUUGACUUCAUUGUGACACUUCUUCAUGGCACUGAUAUUGUUUCAGUCAGAACAUGUUUGUAACCACCUGUCAGUAAAUGAGCAAAUGGCAUUGUCCAUCUUAAAGUUUCUGGCAUUACUGCUAUAUCCACAGAUUCACUAUAAUUAGAGUUAUUCAUUCUGUUAUGUUUGGCAAGCAUGUCUUAAGGUUCAAAAAACUUAUUUAGUAACAAUCUGCUGAGGUGUGUAUGUAAGUUUAUCAUGACUGAGUAGAUCUUCCUGUUAUAUCGCAUAUGUUUGAACUUUUCGCGACUCAUAAUGUUUGCUCAGUCUUAUUUAAGGAUAGGAGACUUUGAUUUUGAUUUUGGCUUGGAUUUUAAGAUUGGAGGAUAACAUGCUAAUGAGUACUUGAAUGUGUUUUGAGUUACAGUUGUUACAGAUUUUCUUUGCAGUAUUUGAUUUAAGUUCUGAGACAUUUGUGUUCAGGUUGAGACAUGGGUAUGAAUACCUUGCUGUGAAAUAUAGGCAUACACAAAAAACUUUGUUGACAGAACCAUGACAUAUUGCCUUUACAUUGACUGCAUGGUACAGUUUUGACAGUAGCUAGUAUGCAACAUAAAUGUUUAUGCAAUUUGCCAAGGUGAUGUCAGUUAGGAGUCUUUGUUCUUUUUGUAGUUUGAGCAAUAAAUGAAUGAACUGGUAGAUAUGUUUAGUUUACACAUUAUAGAUAACUUAAUAAAGUAGUACCAAAGAGGGCAUGAUUGCAUUUACUGAUAACUGAAUGUUGACAGUGUGCAUUAUGGGUAUGCAUUGUACAAGUAAAAGAUUGUUAAAUGGUCAAAUGAAACAAAUUUUGAAAGAAAGAAGCAUAAAUUUUAGAAAAACGAUUGAUAUUUGCGAAAGUGAAUUUAGAAUUUCUAAGGGAAUGCUGAUACAUGUACAAGCCAGAUUACAAAGAAUGUUUGUAAAGUUUGUGUAGGAACAUAAUCUCCCUAGAGUGUUGUAUUAUCUGCUACACUUAACCAGUCUGCAAUUUACCAGUUAAAUUUGAAAGGUGAGACCAUUUGCUCCCUACCUUUGUUUAUUUUACACAACUGACAGAUUGGCGGCAUCAGCGGGGCAAGCAGGUCUAGGCUUAAAAGCAUGAACACACCAACUAACUCUUCAGUUCCUAAACUUCAACUUUGGCCUAUUUCACACUGCAGCUUAUUCUGGGUAGAAUGCGAUUCCCUAUCAGCUGCUCUUGUUUAUUUGAAUAAAGCUGAUCUCU
Molecule: messenger RNA, 5020 nt
Organism: Liolophura sinensis
Lineage: Eukaryota; Metazoa; Mollusca; Polyplacophora; Chitonida; Chitonidae
Product: kelch domain-containing protein 2-like
Molecular function (GO): protein binding
Source: RefSeq, a predicted model, not a curated record